Messenger RNA from Benincasa hispida (wax gourd), 1257 nucleotides. Lineage: Eukaryota; Viridiplantae; Streptophyta; Magnoliopsida; Cucurbitales; Cucurbitaceae. The record is from RefSeq and is a predicted model, not a curated record.
AUGAAAGCAAUCGACAAGGGGAAGAUCGUGCUACAAGAAAGCCAAUCGCAACAGUCAGCCUCAGUGGCCUCUUUGUCGAUUCAACAACUACAUGACAUGAUCAUGACCUCCAUAAGAGCUCAAUAUGGAGGGCCGGCCCAAACCUCCUUCAUAUAUUCCAAGCCAUACAUUCAGAGGAUCGACAACCUAAAAAUGCCUACAGGAUAUCAGCCCCUAAAGUUCCAACAAUUUGACGGAAAGGGCAACCCAAAGCAACAUAUAGUCCACUUUGUAGAAACAUGCAAAAAUGCGGGAAUAAGAGAAGAUUUACUGGUUAAACAGUUCGUCAGAACCCUCAAAGGGAACACUUUUGACUGGUACACAGACUUAGAGCCUGAGGUGAUUGACAGCUGGGAGCAACUUGAAAGAGAAUUCUUGAAUCGCUUCUAUAGCACCAGAUGCACCGUCAGCAUGAUAGAGCUAACAAACUCCAAACAACGGAAAGGGGAACCAGUCGUCGACUACAUCAAUCGAUGGAGAGCUUUGAGUCUGGAUUGUAAAGAUCGACUCACCGAGUUAUCUACUGUGGAAAUGUGCACGCAGGGUAUGCACUGUGAAUUCCUCUAUAUCCUACAAGGGAUUAAGCCCCGUACUUUUGAAGAAUUAGCGACCCGCGCUCACGACAUGGAGCUAAGUAUCGUCAACAGAAGAACGAGGGACUUUCUGAACCACGACCCGAGGAAAGAUAAGAAGAAGGUGAAGGGCACCGAGAAAAAUGUGAAAGGUGUCAUGAAGGAAUCAAUGGUCACUAACACAACCCCAUUGAAAUUCUCAUCAAAAGAGAAAGAAAAGAAGAUAGAGAAGAAAGACCAAGAAGGCGAGAGACGUCGCCCAACCCUGAAAGAAAGACAGGUGAAGGUUUAUCCAUUCCCUGACUCUGACGUAGCGGACAUGCUCGAACAAUUAUUGGAGAACCACCUUAUCCAACUGCUAGAAUGUAGACGACCGGAACAGGCCGGCAUGGUGGAUGACCCCAAUUACUGCAAGUAUCACAAGGUCAUCAGUCACCCAGUCGAAAAAUGCUUCGUACUGAAAGAAUUGAUCCUCAAAUUGGCCCGUGAAAGGAAAAUAAAACUGGAUCUAGACGAGGUGGUCCAAACGAAUCACACUGCAGUGACAGUAACUCCGAGCGUGGUGCCACCAACCAUAUCUUAUGAAGAAAGGGAGAGCUUGGUCCAGUUUGGGACUUUCGAACCUAUGGUAGUGCGGUUUCAGUAG